AUGCGAUUUGAGCAGCUGCUCUUGGUGUGUCUAGCAUGCCUGUCUUUGACGGUGCACGCUGCGCCUGCAUCGGUCAAAGACCUACAUCGCAGCCAUGACAGUCACCCCAAGCCCGCACAUGAUCGCCAUCGACCUCGCAAAAACUCUUCCUCACGUCACCGUCGAGCGCUGAACACCGACGAAAUCCAUGCGGCCGAAGAAGCCUCCCAUCUCCUCCCCUCGUACCGCGAAAAGUACGCGGCGGCCGAAGUGGCUCGGCGGGAGCAACUCAAGCUGAAGCUUCACCAGAUGCAGGUCGAGGACUCGAUCCACAUGGCCAAGUAUGGAAGUGCGCCGCCCAAGUUUCCGCUCAUCACCCGCAUUGCGAGCACCAUCGGGUUGUCUUCUGCCGUAUUUAACGUCGUCAACUUCAUGUAUUCGGCCAAGACGACGGCACUGGCUACGGAUCAGUUCAGUGCACCGCCGACGCCGCCUACGUUGAUCGAUAGCGCCGCGCGCUGGGAUGGGAAGGAGUACCGACUUCUGCCUCUGCCUGAGGACAAUCCUAAAGAUGGCGGUUCUGGCAAGAAGAAACGCAGUCUGCCCAAUGCACCCGUGGAAGGGAAGAUGGAGAAGCGUUGGGUGGUAUCCAGCAUCGUCGGUGCGGGUCUAGGUGCAGCCUUUGCUCCCGGCUUCACGGGCGCACUGAUGAACAAGAAGCCGGACGUCGACAAGCCUCCCUUCGAUCCAUACGACGAGAGUAUGCUCAAGCCCAAGGAUGCGUUUGCUGCAGCUGCGGCGGAUUCUAGUCAGCCGUUGCCCGCUGUGCAGUCGACGGGUCCGUCCGAAAGGGUGCCUGCUGCGUCGCCUCCAGAGCUAGGGGCCGUGGUUUUCCCUGGCGAGCCAAUCUCAGAACGUAGCUUCGCUGCGGACACUAGACCUGCUCCCAACACCGGCUUUACGGCCCCUGACAACGCGCCUGUCCUGCGCAAACGCUCCCUCUCCCCAUCCUCCUUCGACUCCUCCUCCCCCGAAGAGCGCGACCUGCGCAAGCGAUUCCUAUUCAUGGGCGGACCAUGGUCCAAAGUCGCCGGCGCCCUAACCGUAGGCAGCGUGGUCCCCCUCCUCUACGAAGGCGUCACCCACGCCCGAUGGCGAACAUACAAUCCUCGCGAUCGGGACGUCCUCAAGGACCUCGAUGACACGCCAACCUAUGGCGCUGUGGGUGUGCCCGGCCGUCAGCCAGGGCAGCUCGCGACGAACGCUAUGCCUGGCUACGCGAAGUAUCUGACCGAGCUCGAGCAGGGCCAGGCUCAGGCUCAGGGACAGCAGCAGGCCUCGCCGAUGGCUGCGGGUUCAAGGCUGGCUACGAACGAAGGCGCAGGCCCAGUGAUCGCAAAUGCGGAGACAACGUUGAGCGACGCGCAGCCUGUCCUCCGCCGUAGCCUGGACAAGCGUGGGAACCUCAUGAUGGCCGGUGGGCUGGCCGCGUUCGGUCUCGCCCUCGGGUACGCACAGUCCGCGACGCAGUUCCCCACCGACCGGGACGAGGAGAGAGACGAGCGCAAGCGCAAGCUCAAAAAGGCGCAGGAGGCACAGCAGCAGGCGAUGGCACAGCAGCAGGGGAUGCAGCAAGGGGCUGGAUCGCAGGUCGAUCCGCUCGCCGGAAUCCCUGUCAAGCCUCUCCCCGAUGGCAGUGGUGGUGAUCCGCUUGCGGGGAUGCCUGUAAAGCCGCUACCAGGUGGUGGUGGUGAUGAUCCUCUUGCUGGAGUGCCGGUCAGACCGCUGCCUGGCAGCGAUGCUGGCUCGGAUGACACGAGUGGCAACGCACCAAACAGCGCCGGCCCGACCUCGCCCAAUAGCGCAGCUUCGAGUCUCAACGCAGCCGCUGGCCUCCAGACCAACCUCGACACCAGCUCUCCUGUCCUGAAGAAACGCACCGACUCACUCACCAAGCGCACCCCAGGCAUGGGUAGCGCGCUCUCCAUCGGCGGCACAGCCAUGUUCUUCGGCACGCUGGCAGGCAACCUGUUUGUGUCGGCCAAGCAGAAGUCCAAGCCCGUGCCGGUGGUGACGCCCAAUGCGGAUACCAAGGGACCUAUGAUUCCGGGUGGAGAGCUGUAUACGCAGUUCUUGGAGUCGCGUCGCGGUCCUACGGGUGCGAGUGCGGGUGGUGUCGGGCAGGGUGCCAUGGCUGACGUUAGCCGCGUUGCUGCGCCGGUGGCUGCUCCCGCAGCUGCUGCGGUGGGCUCGAUGGGUAGUGGUGCGGGCUCAGAUCUCACCUGGACACCCACCUCGAAUGGCGGCUUCGUUCCCGUUCGCACCGACUCAAGCUCCUCCGACGACACCUCUGCCGAUCCGGUGCUCAGAAAGCGACGCGCUUCCCUCCUCAAGCGCGCUCCCCUGGCCUUCGCAGCUGCCGCCGAAGCGGGUGAAGCGAGCGCCAUCCUAAGUAAGGCGCCUGCACUGCUUGAGGCGGAGGCUGGUCUCGCCUCUCUCGGUGGGGGUGCCGCCGCUGAAGCUGGUACCGCAGCCAGCGGUGCUGGUCGGCUUAGCGGGCUCAGCUCUGAAGCGGGCGCUCUUUCACGAUCCGGUUCCGCUGGUCGCCUGACGCGCUUUGGCAGCGCAGGUCGUGGUGCUGCGGCUGAAGCUGGUGCUGUCGGUCGUGGCGCUGCUGCCACCGAAGCUCUCACUCUAGGUCGCACCGCAGAGGGCGGUCUAGCAGUCUACCGACCCAAUCCGGCAUCGUGGGGAUCGGCCAAGCCUGCCAUGAUCGAAAACGCCGCUGCGGUCGGCGGCGAGGGCGUACCCGCCACCAUCGAGGGCGUCACCAAGGAGAAGGGCAAAGGCAUGUCGUGGAAGACAGCUCUGGGUAUCGUGUCUGGUGGCGCGGGGGCUAGUAUGACUUUCAACGGUCCCGGUUGA
This is a messenger RNA of Kalmanozyma brasiliensis GHG001, 2904 nucleotides long. RefSeq lists its product as uncharacterized. The record is from RefSeq and is a predicted model, not a curated record. The transcript has 2 exons. Bases 1 to 2904 code for a protein of 967 amino acids. NCBI's taxonomy places the organism in Eukaryota, Fungi, Basidiomycota, Ustilaginomycetes, Ustilaginales.